AUGGUGGAUCAGUCUUCAACAUCGUUAUCGCCCGUGUCAUCGGAGUCGCGACCGACAUUACGAGCUGUGCCCUACGAAAAUACCGUCGCCGUUGAACGCCCAGUUGCUAUUAGGUCCGUUUCACUGCCAACCCCAGACGAUGCGCCACCGGACCCCAAUGGCCGAUCCCUCAGCGCCAGCGCCGCCUCGUAUGGCGUUGACAACCGCCCUGCCUCCGCGCGCAGCGCUCGGAAGAAUACAAUAGAGACACUAUCGCCAGGCGGGGACGCGCGAACCCGAAGAUCAAUUGAUGAACGCCCUAGCUCUAAGGCUCCUUCAUUGCGCAGUGUUCCUAGCAUUGUGAUCAAUGAUGCAUCGGCUCGUCCUAGCUCGCGACCGGGGUCUCGACCGGGGUCAAGGUGGUCGGAGCGGAAGUGGGGUGGGCUGAAGAAGAGGUCGUCGGAUUUGGAACACAAGAUGAGCAUGGAAGAGCUGCCGCCAGUGCCUCGGAUUGACUCGGCCUUCAACCCGAUCAGUACGGAUAUUCCAACAGGGUCUCUGGAGGGACUCGGGCAAACAAUGAAGUUCUCCACUCGGGGCAGUCUGAUCAGGGAUCGCACGAAGCGGCCAAUCUUGCAACAGAUGGACCAACAUGCCGAGCAUCACUCCGAGCAAGACUCAGAUAUACCAUCAGAUCAGACCUCAAUCCAACAAUCUAUACAACCAGAGCCCGAAUCAACUACUACGGCCCCGCCUCUUUCAGCAGGGAUCGAUGGGGCGAGUGACGAGAUCCCAAAAGCGACACCGCGGCCCACCAAUCCAGAAGGAACUCUUCGACCGCGACAAACCAGUCUGCAAUGCCGAGCCAUUUCGGCGGACGAGGAUAUGCUAUCUCGUCGAGUGCGGCUGAUGUAUGAGAGGGGCGAAGAUAACGUGACCGACACGGACGUAGCCAAGGCCAUGGCUUCUGAGAAUGGCGUUUUGUGGGAAGAGCCAACAACCCCAGAUGUUGAGACUGCCUCAACGCCAGCUCAUCAUCUUGAGACGCCGCCACCGAAUGCCGCAGCACGGGCCUCUGCCGAAGUGGAGCGCAAGCGAAUGAAGCGGGAAACCCAGGAGCUUGCAGGCGGAAUCGAGUAUUGGCAAAAUGUGGGUGCAGGUCAAGUGGAUCGAUAUGGUUUCAUCCAUGCAACCGAAGAUGGCGAGCCUCACCCUAUUCAACGGGUGACUACAAGUCUCUUGCUCGCUUCUGAAACACCCCGUCGCAAACGCUCUAUUCGCCCGCCAACUGCUCGAGCUAGCAACCGUUCAUUCAAUGGCCGUUCUCCAACCCGUAAUAUGUCCCAGAGCUCUACAGCAGCGCGUCCGUCGUCAUCGGCAAGCACGAACAGUGCACCGAUACGGCGGUCGACGUCUCGUCUACGUUCUGCAACCAAUCGUCUUCCGCACAACAGAGACCGGAAGUUCACUGAUGAGGCAGCCGAUAUGUUGACUCUCCCAACAGAGGAAUCUGGGGAAGGGAAUGAUACGGCAGCAUCACGUGCGAUGCGGAAGAAAGAGUGGGAACGCGAGGAUAAGUGGACCAAGAUGGCCAAACCAAGUAAAAAGAGCCGGGAUGGUGGUGGCAUGAAAUUUGAGUUUGACACACACAGCUCCAAGCUUAUUGAGCGGACUUGGAAGGGUAUCCCAGACCGUUGGCGUGCAUCAGCCUGGUCCUCUUUCCUUGAAGCUAGUGCAAAGCGUCACCCAAAUAGUCCAACCGAAGAAGAGCUUGUGGAAGCUUUCCACGAAAGCCAGUACGUCUCGUCACCGGAUGAUGUGCAGAUUGACAUUGAUGUGCCGCGUACUAUCACGAGUCACAUUAUGUUCCGUCGACGGUAUCGCGGUGGACAACGUUUAUUGUUCCGCGUUCUCCAUGCUAUGUCACUUUAUUACCCUGACACCGGCUAUGUACAAGGUAUGGCCGCUUUGGCAGCUACAUUAUUGGCCUACUACGACGAAGAACAUGCGUUUGUGAUGUUGGCUCGCUUAUGGCAACUUCGUGGCCUAGAACAAUUGUACAAAUCCGGAUUUGCAGGUCUCAUGGAAGCCUUGGAAGACUUUGAACGAGAGUGGCUGGCCGGCGGUGAGGUGGCCACACAAUUGAAUGAGGUCGGGAUUCCCCCAACAGCCUAUGGUACCCGCUGGUACCUGACACUUUUUAAUUACUCUAUUCCAUUCCCUGCUCAGCUUAGAGUGUGGGAUGUCUUCAUGCUCCUUGGGGAUGCCGAAGAACCUCCAGGACCCUCCCGACCGAACACUUCAUCAGGUAGAGGGUCCAAGAAGGAGCAGCCUCCAUCACUAAACCUCGGCACAUUUGGACAAGGCCUUGACGUGCUCCACGCCACAUCUGCCGCCUUAAUCGAUGGCAUGCGAGAUAUCAUUUUGGAGUCUGAUUUCGAAAACAUCAUGAAAGUACUUACCAGUUGGGUUCCAAUCAAAGAUAUCGAAAUGUUCAUGCGUGUCGCCAAAGCCGAAUACAAGGUCCACCGACGCAAGAAACCCCACUGA
Penicillium angulare is the source of this 2529-nucleotide messenger RNA. Its product is annotated as putative TBC domain protein. Bases 1 to 2529 code for a protein of 842 amino acids. The record is from RefSeq and is a predicted model, not a curated record. The transcript is spliced from 2 exons. NCBI's taxonomy places the organism in Eukaryota, Fungi, Ascomycota, Eurotiomycetes, Eurotiales, Aspergillaceae.